Molecule: messenger RNA, 3364 nt
Organism: Xenia sp. Carnegie-2017
Lineage: Eukaryota; Metazoa; Cnidaria; Anthozoa; Malacalcyonacea; Xeniidae
Product: nucleotide exchange factor SIL1-like
Exons: 5
Coding region: 96-1460 (454 amino acids)
Source: RefSeq, a predicted model, not a curated record
AAAGUCGUCGGAAGUUACCGUUUACUGAUUCAUAAACCUAAAGUACAGUUUAAGAUACCAAUUUAUUUACCGAGAAUGAGUUUAAGAUAAAACCAAUGGCCAGGAGGUCAAUAUUUUUCAUUACGUUAACGUUAUUUACUUCGAUUUAUACAGAAGACAAGCAGGGUACGAAUGAUUUGGUUUUGAUAGAAUCUGGACCACAGGAAAAUGAGGAACACGAUAAAACUACAAAACAUGACGAUUACGAAGUAUUUCACGCCACGAACAAAUGGCAGACGGUAAAAGACGGCCAGGCGAUACCACGUGGUUUGCACGUGCAAAUCGACUUGCAAACUGGCGAAAAAAGGGCGAAGUUAAUGGAUGACACUCCAAAUGUUGAGAGCAAUGGAAAUAACGUUCUGACAUCAAAAAAAAGGUUCAUCAAGAUUGAUCGAAAUUUGAUUUCUAAGCAAAAGCUAAAGGAUGCCUUAAAAGAUUUCAAAGAUAAAUUUCACCAUGAGAAUGAAAUGGAAGAUGACGUCAUUGUCGAGCAUGGGAAGAAAAAGUACAGAAGUAUGGACGAGAUCAAGCAAGAAUUUCAAGGGACAAAUAUUUGGAUGAAGAAAGACAUCGAGAUCAUGAAAGAUCAAGUUUACGUGUUGAACAACAGCGCAAGCAGUAAGAUGGACAUCCUGCAAGCUUUAGAGGAACUGGAGUAUUUGGUUCAUCAGAUAGACAACGCUAGAGAUUUGGAUAAAAUUGGAGGCUUAACGAUAGUUGUCAAUUUGUUAAAUGCAACCGAUAAUGAUGAUGACGUUCGUAGUGAAGCCAUAAGUGUCGUGGGCUCAGCUGCUCAAAGUAAUUUGCCAGUGCAGAUAAGCUUGUUGCAGUCUGGUGCGCUCCAUUUAUUGACAAGGUUACUCGUCGAUUCGCGGAGUUCGCCGACGUUAAAAAAGAAAGCCGUUUACGCUCUCUCGGCCAUGUUGAGACUUUUUCCCAAAGGUGCCCGGCUAUUCCUGAAACUCGGUGGAUUAUCUCAUCUCAGCUCGUUGUUCGAGAGCAACUCGAAUGAAAAGUUGCAAAUGAAAGCAUUGACGUUGGCGAUUGACUUACUUCGCGAGCAAAUGGAUGGCAUCCGCGAAAAAGCAAAGGAAAUGGGAAUUAAAGAAUACGAGAAGGCGGUGAUUAAAGCACCACUGCUGAAAGCGUUGUACGAUGACGGUUGGUGUGAGCUGUCUUCCAUGUUAAUUACGUCUAUCGAUGAUACGGAAGGGAAGGAGAAACUCCUUCAAGCAUUUCAUGUUCUUUUACCUGCAUGCCGGGAGGAGUAUAAACGGUUGUCACGAUUUAAAGAAGCCCUCGAGCUUUGGCGACAGGAAUGGCGACGCGAAAUGACAAUGGACGAAGAAGACGACACGGGUUAUCUGGAGAGCUUAGUGAGACUUGUGAAUAGGAUUUUUGAAGAGUGCGGAUGGACGUAGGCGAUUUACUUCAGUCUCAGACGAAAUCGUAAGAGAUCCUGUUUCUCUUCCAUUUUACCACAAACAAAUCCAAUUUCUUCUAUAUUCAAGCAAAUAAGAUUAGUACUGCACUUAAAACAAACUGUACUUAAAACGAGCAUAGAACAAUUGUUCGAUUCUCCCUUCUUCGUUGAACGAAAAGUUUUAGUGUGUCGUGAACAAAACGCAUCGAGCUUUGGUAGUACUCGAUGCGUUUAUGUUAGUAACACAGCAUUUCUAAAAUGAAGUGUGAUAAUCAUGUUUCAUAACACAAAAACUAUUUCAUUUCACUAUUUCACAUCUAGCGAAUCAACUUCUCCCAGCAUAAAUUUUCGCGAUAAUUUCCGGAAGACACUCGAAUUUAUUCAGUAUCCGGUGCGAUUGCCUACGUUUCUUGCAAUGCUUGAUAGAAAAAUGAAGUUGUAUUCGUAAUAAAAUCGUAGCUUUCAAGGGAGAAAUCAACACUCUCCUUAAAUAGUUAUAAAAUUGAUCAUAAAUAAUUGUAAUGUAAGUCCUACACGUCACUAAGCCAACACAUACAACGUUGAUAUGAUAGUAUAUAUACAUUUUAAAACAAGCAAGAUCCUUACAACAAACCAUGUUCGUACGUGAAGACCUAGUAGACGCAUCUUUAAACAAUCAUGUUUGGUCAACAUCGAGAGUAAGUUCGACCAAAGAGAUUGUCGUUUUAGUUGUCUUACAGCCACGGAGACCGGCAAUGUAACGAGAUGGUUUAGGCACACUUGUCGAUUCUUCUCGCUUGGUUUGAGUCCCUCCGUCUCUGUAAGUAAACAGAAAAUUUUCUUGAGAAAUAUUAUCGCUUGAGGAGGAGGAGGAAUGGGUACAGAUUAUGUAUUUAGUCAUGAAAAGAUUACAUAUAUAGUGGAACAUUUGCAAGAAAUCAAAUUUAGAAGGAACAAGAACUGUUCUCUUGAAUUCUCGGUUCCGACAGAAAAUAAACAGGUCGCCCCGUUCAUUUUGUUUUGACAUUAAAUUUCUAAAACAGUUCUUUUUAGAACUCUUGAUUUUCUCUGUUUUCUCCGCUUAGUUUUUUUUUUCUUCUCGGUUCAAACUUGGGUUUCGUGGUUUUUAUUCGGUUUCAGUCCAUUCACCAUGGCAAUCGCUCUUUUUUAAGGCGGUAUUCAAAUUUGUCACCACGACAAAAUCUCUGUUUUACCAUUUUAUUUUGCAUGUCUGAACACGAAUCUUAACUGACUUCGAAACGAGUGGAUGAAAAUAAAACAUUCAUGAGAAUUUGGUUCCCGUACUACACAUAAAAUAUUACGAGCAAAAAUUUACCAACUUUGCCUACAUUGGUUGGCCGUUGGCAACGUGACGUCACAAUCGUAAUUGAUGACGUUGGGUCAUCGUACCAAUGACAUGAUACUUGUGACGUCAUAGUGUUCAAAAUUAUUAUAUUUGGUACAUGGUUCAUCUGACGACCAGCAUGAAGGGUGGUGAAAACACUCAAAAUAAAUCAAGACUAACUUUGGAAGAUAAACUUGAGUCGUGUUGUCUCUCUUGUAGUUACUUAAAUUCGUCUGCAUCGAUUGCGUCACUUUCGUUCGUAAAUUUGCCUGAAAUAAAUCGAACAUACGUCAUCAUUACAUACACCAAAGCUUUGCGUAUGAUGGGGCUUCUGUUUGGAAUUCAAUUCCAGCAGAAAUCAGAAAUAGCAAAAGCGUGUCACUUUUUCAAAAGAUUGCAUUUUAUGAUUAAGUUCAACAUGUAACUAAUUGAAUAAACUAAACUCUGGGAAUAUUUAAACUUAUCUUUCUCUUCUAUAGUUAAUUUUAAUUCUUAGUAAAUUUUGUAAUCGCUUUUGAACAAAAGCACGCCCCAGUUGAUGAGGCCAGCGUGUCAAAAUAAAGAUUUUCAUUCAUUCA